AUGCUUCGCCACAAUUUUCGGCUGAUAAGGAAUCAAUUGGUUGGCUGGAGACUUUCCAUGUCAGCUUGCAUAGAACACGUGCGGAGAUCGUGGCGAGGCAGAGACGGCAGAGGGAAAUUCUCUCCAAUCCCUCUCACUCACCGAGUACGUGUUACAUUGACAGACCGAAUACAGCAUCUCAGAACCUCAAGUGUGCCUGAAAGUCAGCCUCCUUUAACGUUAAGUAAUAAUUUACAAUACCUCUCGCAGGAUCGCGAGACGCCCAGCGCUUUUGACGGAGGCUUUAGCUUAACCUGCUUCAAUAAUCACCCGGAGACGUCGCGACCCUUGUCAGGUUCGUCCUUCGUCACAAGAUCCUCAGGCAAACACCAGCGCCAUCUCAGGUCUCUCGCUCAACAUCGCCGCUCAUAG
Molecule: messenger RNA, 411 nt
Organism: Neurospora tetrasperma FGSC 2508
Lineage: Eukaryota; Fungi; Ascomycota; Sordariomycetes; Sordariales; Sordariaceae
Exons: 1
Coding region: 1-411 (136 amino acids)
Source: RefSeq, a predicted model, not a curated record